Messenger RNA from Leopardus geoffroyi (Geoffroy's cat), 852 nucleotides. RefSeq names its product coiled-coil domain containing 85B (gene CCDC85B). Gene Ontology annotation, cellular component: nucleus. The coding region runs from base 1 to 609 and encodes 202 amino acids. The record is from RefSeq and is a predicted model, not a curated record. Lineage: Eukaryota; Metazoa; Chordata; Mammalia; Carnivora; Felidae. The transcript has a single exon. Gene Ontology annotation, biological process: negative regulation of DNA-templated transcription.
AUGGAGGCCGAGGCGGGCGGCCUGGAGGAGCUGACGGACGAGGAGAUGGCGGCGCUGGGCAAAGAGGAGCUGGUGCGGCGCCUGCGACGGGAGGAGGCGGCGCGCCUGGCGGCUCUGGUGCAGCGCGGCCGCCUCAUGCAGGAGGUGAAUCGGCAGUUGCAGGGUCACCUGGGCGAGAUCCGCGAGCUGAAGCAGCUUAACCGGCGCUUACAGGCCGAAAACCGCGAGCUGCGCGACCUCUGCUGCUUCCUGGACUCGGAGCGCCAGCGCGGGCGGCGUGCCGCGCGCCAGUGGCAGCUCUUCGGGACCCAAGCAUCCCGAGCGGUGCGCGAGGACUUGGGCGGUUGUUGGCAGAAGCUGGCCGAGCUGGAGGGCCGCCAGGAGGAGCUGCUGCGGGAGAACCUGGCGCUUAAGGAGCUCUGCCUGGCUCUGGGCGAGGAGUGGGGCCCCCGGGGCGGCCCCGGCGGCGCGGGGGGCUCAAGCGCCGGGCCCACACCCGAGCUCGCUUUGCCCCCCUGCGGGCCCCGCGACCUGGGCGAUGGAAGCUCCAGCACGGGCAGCGUGGGUAGUCCCGACCAAUUGCCCCUGGCCUGCUCCCCAGAUGACUGAGGGCUCAGCUUCCUUCUUGUCGACGCCCGACCAGAUUGCUUCCCAAAGCGCAGGGACUGCGGUGGACCUCGGGACCUAGACGCCGUCCCCCCUCGCACGACGGGCCGCUGGCAUGGAUUUGGAAACUCUGGCACUGAGGAGGGCCCCUUGCUCUCGCUGGUGUGGCGGCAGGGGAACUGGAUGCUGGAGAGAAGGGACUUGCCGGGGACGGGGUGGGGGCUAAUAAACUGGAACGGAAGCAGA